Molecule: messenger RNA, 462 nt
Organism: Staurois parvus
Lineage: Eukaryota; Metazoa; Chordata; Amphibia; Anura; Ranidae
Source: the annotation of a GenBank genome assembly
UGAGCUGUGUCCCUCAGACACAGCGGAUCACUGAUCACGCUGACAGCUCACUGAUCAUCAGGGCACUGAUGAUCAGUGUGCCCUGAUGAUCAGUGUAGCCCCAGCAGUGCCACCUGUCAGUGUCCAUCAGUGCCUUGUGUCAGUGCUCAUCAGUGCUUCAUGCCAGUGCCCAUCAGUGCCUCAUCAAUGCCACAUAUCAGUGCCUACCAGUGCACAUCAAUGCCACAUAUCAGUGCCCAUCUGAGCUGCCUUUCGGUGUCACCCAUCAGUGCCAGUCAGUGCCACCUAUCAAUGCCAAUCAGUGUCACCUAUCAGUGCUGCCAAUCAGUGCCACCUAUCAGUGCCAAUCAGUGUCACCUAUCAGUGCUGCCAAUCAGUGCCACCUAUCAAUGCCAAUCAGUGUCACCUAUCAGUGCUGCCAAUCAGUGCCACCUAUCAGUGCCAGUCAGUGUUGCCUAUCAG